UCAGCCGUCUUCCAGUCGCCUGCACACACCUUGAGAGCUGCGUCUCAUGUAGAGGACUCUCAACAGAGCCGUCUUCAUGGUGCGGUUUCACGACUUCAUUCUUUAGGAUGAAGAAUGUAAAGAUUCUACAUUUGCCGCUUCUUUUUCUGUUUGUGCAUGCCUGCUUUGCACAAGCAGAUUUUGCCCCCUAUUUCUUUGACAAUGGACCCUACAGCCACAAUGGGAACCUGGCCUUGUUCAGCCUCUCGGAGGACACGGCUGUUGGUACACAGAUCUACUGUCUCAAUGGCACAGACCCUGAAGGCCAGAAGGUGAGAUAUGGCCUGUCCUUCGAUCCGGGGUCCAAAGAGUACUUCAGGGUCGACCCUGAAUCUGGAAAUAUUACAUUAGUGGAAAAGCUCGACCGAGAGAAACAAGAUUCUAUUGAUGUUCUCGUCAGCAUCACAGACGGGCAAAGCAAGGUGGUGGAAAGAGUCACCAUAUUUGUAAUGGAUGCCAAUGACGAAAAGCCUGAAUUCCAAAACAUGCCUGCAAUCAUUGAUGUAGUGGAAACAACUGAAUCUGGAAGCAGCAUCUACAAAGCCCAGGCAGUAGAUAAAGACACGGGCUCAGGAGGCUCAGUCACCUACUUCCUCCAGAAUCCACAGUCCAGUUUGUUUGCCAUUGACCGACACAGCGGUGUCCUUCGUAUCAAGUCAGGAGAAAUGCUGGACUAUGAGAAAACAAAGACACACUUUGUCACUGUCAUUGCAAAGGAUGGUGGUGGAACCUUUAACGGGAAGGAACAAUUUCUGUCGUCCUCUGCUACCUUAACAAUCAAUGUGAUUGACGCACAAGACACGCCGCCAUCUUUCAUUGGGACGCCCUACUUCGCCUACGUUUAUGAAGUCUCAGGGCCAGGAUCUGAAAUAUUUAGUGUCAAUGCCAAAGACGGUGACGUGGGAAACCCAAAUCCAAUCCGUUACUCUUUUGAUGAUGGCGAUGAUGGUGUUUUCAGCAUCAACAGAACAAGUGGUUUAAUCACUCUGCUGACUCUCCCCAUUCAUCUGAAGAGAGAAAUCUUUAACAUUAAAGUCAGGGCUUCAGAAGUAAGUCCUGAAGGCAGACUCAUGGACUAUAGUUUGACCACGGUGGUGAUCCGUGUAGUGGACCUAAACAACAACCCACCUACUUUCUACGGAGAGAACGGCCAACAGAACAUGUUUGAGUUGACCAUGUACGAGCAUCCGCCAGAGGGAGAGAUACUCCGAGGGCUGAAAAUUACUGUCAAUGACUCUGAUCAGGGUGCAAACGCUAAAUUCAACCUGAGACUGAUUGGACCAGGAAGGAUGCUGCGAGUCGUCCCUCAGACUGUUCUCAAUGAGGCCCAAGUGACAAUCUUAGUAGAAGACUCUGCUGCAAUGGACUAUGAGAAGCAUCAUUUUCUAACAUACAAGCUACUUGCUGUCGAGAUUGACACUCCGGAGAGGUUCAGCGCCACAGCGGACAUUGUCAUUCAUCUCCUAGACACCAAUGACAACGCUCCCAAAUUUUCCUCCGAUUACUACAUCGCCAGAAUUCCAGAAAACUCACCCGGUGGCUCCAAUGUGGUGUCAGUGACGGCAAUAGACCCAGACUCAGGACCUUGGGGUGAAGUGAAAUAUUCUAUCUAUGGAUCUGGGGCUGACUUGUUCCUGAUCCACCCUGAAUCUGGGAUCAUCUACACCCAGCCGUGGGCGAGUCUGGAUGCAGAGGUGAGGUCCAAGUAUAACUUCUAUGUGAAGGCGGAGGACGCAGAGGGCAAGUACAGCCUGGCUGAAGUCUUUGUGACUGUUUUGGACCUGAACGAUCAUCCACCAGCUUUCAAUGAUAACUUCCUGGAGAAGACCAUGGUGAUUGGAGCACCGGUUAAAAUAGAGGCUGUAGACGAUGAUGCAGAAGUUCCCAACAAUGUCAUCGAGUACGCCAUCAUGAAAGCUGAGCCGGACAACAACAUCUUUGACAUCGACGCUGACACGGGGGAAAUCGUUCUCAAGUCCUACAUCAAGUCCAUGGCCAUCAUUCAGAACAUCACCAAGCAGAGAGACUGCACCUGGUCACUGCUGGUUCAGGCCCGAGACCGAGGCCAGCCGUCCUUCAGCACCACUGCAGUCGUCAAGAUCGACAUCACCGAAGCUACCCAACUCAAGGGGGGGCCUUUGGGAUCAUUUUUAUUGCAGAAUAGAAACAAGCCUUUGCAAAUCCUAGGCAUGCUCGCUGGUGUCAUUAGUCUCAUGGUCGUAGUCACAGUCAUCAUCUCCACUGCAAUAUUCAUGCGCAACAAAAAGUCCAACCGGAUCCUGCCUAACCGCCGCGUACGGAGAAGGCCUCGGAAACAGCAAACCUGGAACUUCAAAAAUCCUUUCAAGGAGCCGGAAACUCCCGGAGUGAAAUUCAUAGUGGAAGAGGAGGAGCGGGAGCCAGAGGUCGUCGUGGAGAAUGCCAACUACAACAACAACGUCAGCACUGCUGUGAGACACUGGCCCCCGCCUCCGCCUCCAUGUGCACCUUGUCUGCCCCCUCCACCGCCUCCCUACAUCCCAGGAGAGAGGCAGUGGGUUGUACCAACAGGCUCAACAGUAGUAGCACCCAAACCUAAAAAGAAGCCAGUGAUAACCAGGCAGGACACUGUGAACAAAGCACUGGUUUCAGAGCUCAAGAUGAGGCUGGAGCAGAAGAGGAACAAUAGUUUUACCUGACAGCUGACAAAACAAUCUCAACACGGGCCUCAUUGAGAAGCUGUUGGCCCAGCUGCCACAGGAAUGUAAAUCUAACUUUCCAUUCUUUUCUUCAGAAUUCGGGUCUUUUUCUUCAGUUACAAAAGAGAACAACUGGAAAAUGGAAAUUCUGAAGUGGGAUUUUGAAAAUCCAGAUGUCCACCAACUGGUUAGACUCUGAAUUCGAUCCCAUGAAACAAUAAAAGGCUCCAGAGCAGCUAAUGUAAAUGGACCUUGAGGUCAGACUGUUGUAUAAACUGAUGUUACCAAGGUCAAACAUGAACUCUAAUAACAAUAAUGCUUUUUGGGUGUGUGAGCGAGAAAGAGAGAGAGAGAGAAAAACAGCUCAGUUCCUGGUGGAUCAAUAUUAGAAUUUUAGUCCAGAAGACACUCCUACCCUGUGUAUCGUCAUUCAAAAUCACAUUUUCAAUUCACCACCAUUUGUAUUGUUUCUCUAUCAGAUGAAUCCCACCUUUUUAAAACAUGUGUUGACACUUUAGUGGCUUAAACUUCUUCAACUCAGAUCCCUUGUCGGGAAUGAAGUCAUUCCGUUUUCAACAAGCUAGACUGUGUAUUUGGGAUCCAGCCAAGCUCCUUACAAGAGAUUUCAUGACACUUGAACUGACUAAAGAGAUCAGCCUGAGGUCCGGGAACCAAAGUGAUCACGUUAGGAGGACCUUUAAUCCUACUAUGCAGGUGUAAAACGCUGUUUAGAUCCUUGUUUUGCAGCAGUCGCAAUAUGCUUGUUUGUCCAUUUAAAGGGCUGCAUUGAUUUGUUUACUGUGUGGCAGUACGUCUGUUUCAAUGAAUGUUUUUGUCAAAAUAUUAUGCUGUCAAAACACCUGUAUGGAUUUUAUUACUAAUAAAGGAGCAUCAUUUGUAUUAAAA
Messenger RNA from Amphiprion ocellaris (clown anemonefish), 3623 nucleotides. It is a transcript of the gene cdhr1a, whose product is annotated as cadherin-related family member 1a. Gene Ontology annotation, cellular component: adherens junction; plasma membrane; catenin complex. The record is from RefSeq and is a predicted model, not a curated record. Gene Ontology annotation, molecular function: cadherin binding; calcium ion binding. The coding region runs from base 108 to 2717 and encodes 869 amino acids. Gene Ontology annotation, biological process: homophilic cell-cell adhesion; adherens junction organization; cell-cell junction assembly. NCBI's taxonomy places the organism in Eukaryota, Metazoa, Chordata, Actinopteri, Pomacentridae. The transcript is spliced from 17 exons.